CUCAGUGUUUCUUGAUGGGAGGAGCGGUGCGACUUCCCCACUUCUGCUCCCACUAUGUACUUUUACAUCCCUGCUGCUGCUGCUGCUGCUGCUGCUUACGUUUGGCUGGCAUAGCCAUAAUUUCCGCAUUCCCGAAUCCUCCCAGAUUGGGAUCACGUUUAAAAAAUCGGGCUGAUGCAACGGUUCCCACUUUUUAAAAUCUACUCUCGACCCUCGGCUGACCAGAAGAGAGGACAUUUGUUGCACCUGGGAUCAAAGUCAGCUGUGGUCACGACCGAGUCUGACGCGAUGCCAGGACAAAUCCCAGAUCCCUCUGUGACGGCAGGCUCGCUGCCCAGCCUGGGCCCACUGGCCGGGAUCUCGGCCACCACGCUGACUGACAAACUGAAAUUCAGUGACCUCCAGGAGUUUGGGACGAUGCUCUCACCUCUGCACUUCCUGGACAGCCUAGGGAAACGGCCCCUAGCCAUCAAAACAGAGAGAGAUGAAGAAGAAGAGAGGAGGCACCGAAGGCGAGAGAAAAACAAAGUGGCUGCAGCUCGAUGUCGAAACAAAAAGAAAGAGAGGACGGAUUAUCUACAAAAGGAGUCAGAGCGAUUAGAGAUGCUGAACUCUGACCUCAAAGCGCAGAUCGAGGAGCUGAAGCUGGAGCGGCAGCAGCUGAUCCUCAUGCUUAACCGCCAUCGCCCCACGUGCAUCGUCAGGACGGACAGUGUCAAAACCCCGGAGAGCGAGGUGAACCCGCUGCUGCAGCAGCUGGAGGCUGAGUAACAAAAAAAAAAAAAGAAAAAGGUGUGACAUGUUUCUACAAAUGACAGUUGAGAGGAAGCAGCACUUAGCUUUGGGCCAUGGCGGAGACGGAGGAGGAGGAGGAGGAGGACGCGGAAAACCCAGCCUCACCCCAAAGACACAGAGCAUUAAAGCACAAAGUGUGGGUCCAAUACGAUUGGCCUCUGUCAUGGCAGGUAAAACUUAUUUACUUUCCCCUGUAGCUGUCAUUUUUGGUUAUCAGUGCUCCAGCUGCUAUCGGUAUGAAGUUAAAAACACAACGCAUUAUUUCACACUCCUUGUUUUAUAUUUUAUUACAGCCAACGUUAUAAAAGUAACCCACUACUGAAUCACACAGUGACAUUAUAUCAGUAGUUUUAGUCAUUCAUUUGAAUUACUUUGACGUUUUUUUUACGGAUAAUAAUAAUAUAAAGCUGAAACCUAAGGGUUUAUAGCUGUUAGCUUGUAGCCACUGAACGGCAUUUAAUUUAGUGUUUUCAAAGUGAAUUUUGACUGAAAUGGGGGUAGUUUUGGGGGCAAUAGUGUCUACAAUUAACAGAUCUCUGUCAUAAAAUAAUAAGAAAAAAAGGACAACUUGAAUGCAUUAAGCAGCAGAUACUAAAUGAACUUACAUUUACAGACAGUCGUUGGAAGCGUUUUUAUCAGAUAAUAACACCUGACUUUUUAGUAAAUUUCAUGGCAGAGCGAUUGAUCCCCCCUCGUCCUUUGUUCCUAUGUUUUGGCGCAGGCGUCAUAUAUGCACAGAUUUAUAUAUAUAUGGACUGUUUACAUCAUACUUUAUUUUCUGUUAUCAUUUUGUUACUAUCGAUAUGUGUUUUAUACUUUUGUAUAUCGUAUAUUAUAUAUAUAUAUAUAUGCAUAUAAGCUAUCACAUUUUGUAUUUCCUUAUGUAAUAAAUGUUUAGUUUCUUUUUGUA
Solea senegalensis (Senegalese sole) is the source of this 1705-nucleotide messenger RNA. It is a transcript of the gene jdp2a, whose product is annotated as Jun dimerization protein 2a. Gene Ontology annotation, biological process: regulation of transcription by RNA polymerase II. Gene Ontology annotation, cellular component: nucleus. Gene Ontology annotation, molecular function: DNA-binding transcription factor activity, RNA polymerase II-specific; RNA polymerase II cis-regulatory region sequence-specific DNA binding. NCBI's taxonomy places the organism in Eukaryota, Metazoa, Chordata, Actinopteri, Pleuronectiformes, Soleidae. The record is from RefSeq and is a predicted model, not a curated record. The transcript has 4 exons. Bases 175 to 771 code for a protein of 198 amino acids.